Spea bombifrons (plains spadefoot toad) is the source of this 2870-nucleotide messenger RNA. RefSeq names its product lymphoid enhancer binding factor 1 (gene LEF1). Gene Ontology annotation, molecular function: RNA polymerase II cis-regulatory region sequence-specific DNA binding; DNA-binding transcription factor activity, RNA polymerase II-specific. The transcript has 12 exons. The record is from RefSeq and is a predicted model, not a curated record. Gene Ontology annotation, cellular component: beta-catenin-TCF complex. Bases 581 to 1693 code for a protein of 370 amino acids. NCBI's taxonomy places the organism in Eukaryota, Metazoa, Chordata, Amphibia, Anura, Pelobatidae. Gene Ontology annotation, biological process: canonical Wnt signaling pathway; regulation of transcription by RNA polymerase II.
ACACUGCUUGCCCCUUCACAUUUCGCAGGGAUAACAGCCUGCCACUUGCAAUCCCACCCUAUAGCUAGUACAGGAGUUCUACAAACUCACUGGGGAGAGCACAGGCAGAACAGAGGAUUCCCGGAGAGAGGACUCAAGGAUCAAGUACUCAACUUGAAGCCUUUACUAAAGAAAGUUUUUGGAUGGUUGCACAAGAAGCUUUGGCUCCUGGAGUGUAGACCUUGGUGAUCGCACCGUCGACCCCUCAAAAAUUCCAAGGAUCUGAGUCUACAGGUUCUCCUUGGGAGUGUGUAGGACAUCCAGCUGGGGACUGAUCUCCUGCCAAACACAAGGAUUGACACUCCUAAUCAGCCUUAGAAGAACAAGAAUAUUUUUAGGAGCAACAUCUUUUUUUUCCUGAAAGAGAGAAGCAUCCAUAAUCUGGAUAUAGGUGUCAGUUCGUCAUUGCUGAUAUUAAGGAUUUCAGUUGGAGGUAGUGUGGAUAAAGUUGUAAACCCCUUUUUUAAGCUUGGGGUCCAUUUUUGUUGCAGUUUGCUAAGACCCCUCUGUGCACAGUAGUGGUGCACACAGGUAAAAAGUCAUGCCUCAGCUCUCUGGAGCAGGAGGAGGCAAUGGGGGUGGAGGAGACCCUGAAUUAUGUGCUACAGACGAGAUGAUCCCAUUCAAGGAUGAAGGUGAUCCCCAAAAGGAGAAGAUUUAUGCCGAAAUCAGUCAUCCAGAGGAGGAAGGGGACCUUGCUGACAUCAAGUCCUCUUUAGUCAAUGAGACUGAGAUCACUCCAAGCACCAACAGUCACGAGCACUCCAGAAGAAGGCAAGACUCAUAUCAUGAAAAAUCUACGGAUCAUCCAGAUGAUGCUGGAAAACAUCCGGAUUGUGGUUUAUACUGCAAAGGCCCUUCAUAUCCUGGAUACCCAAGUUAUAUCAUGAUGCCAAACAUGAAUAAUGACCCAUACAUGUCAAAUGGAUCUUUGUCUCCACCCAUUCCAAGAACAUCAAACAAGGUGCCGGUGGUGCAACCAUCACAUGCUGUCCAUCCUCUCACACCCCUCAUCACCUACAGUGACGAGCACUUUGCACCAGGAGCGCACCCAUCACAUAUUCCAGAUGUUGGAUCAAAACAAGGCAUUCACAGACAUCCUCAAGCACCAGAUCUACCUACCUUCUACCCGCUAUCCCCAGGAAGCGUGGGCCAGAUGACACCACCUCUUGGUUGGUAUUCACAUCACAUGGUUCCCGGACCUUCAGGGCCUCACGCAACUGGAAUCCCUCACCCCGCUAUUGUUAAUCCUCAGGUUAAACAAGAACAUCCCCACAGUGACGACCUAAUGCAUGUGAAAUCUCAUCAUGAUCAGAGAAAGGAGCAGGAGCCAAAAAGACCUCACAUAAAAAAACCUCUGAAUGCUUUCAUGUUGUAUAUGAAAGAAAUGAGAGCGAAUGUAGUAGCAGAGUGCACCCUUAAAGAAAGUGCCGCCAUCAACCAGAUUCUUGGGAGACGGUGGCAUGCUUUGUCCCGUGAAGAACAGGCCAAAUAUUAUGAAUUAGCCCGCAAGGAAAGGCAGCUACACAUGCAGCUCUACCCAGGAUGGUCUGCAAGAGACAACUAUGGUAAAAAGAAGAAGAGAAAGAGAGAAAAGCUUCAGGAAUCCACAUCAGGUGCAGGCCCACCAAGAAUGACAGCAGCCUACAUCUGAAGCAUGGAGGAAAGAAGAAUUCAUUCUCAACGUGUAAAGCAAAGACAGCAACAGCAGGUGGCCUCCUGGAGAUGGAAGCUUGUUAAACUCCACAACAUCUUCAUCACCAACCAGCAAUGCUAUUCCACACGGAGCCUUGCCAGUGACCUUGACCUGUCAUUGCUAGAGACACUGUACCGUAUAGACAAUCACUGCCUGGAGUCUGGCAUCCCUGGUACUUGCCAGGUCUUCACAUAAUGCUACUAUACCCAAAUCCCGAAGGAUAGGAAGACAUUGGGAUGUCGUCAGAGAUGAAACAUUUAUUAUUUCUCACCUUUCUUGCCUUCCUACCUGCAGGAAUCAGUGCGUAUGUGAAGGUCCUUAUUUAAUCCAGCCACAGACCAAACAUAGUGCUGACCUUGGACAAUAAAGAAAGAGGAGACAAUCUGUCUCUUGCUGACCUCUUUUAUUUAAGAAUGCAGCAAAAGGAUCAACUGUUUUUUUUUGUUUCUUUUUUUUGUUUUGUAUUUCAUCAUUGUAUUGUUUAUUCUCCAUAAGACUUGAAUGCUUUUAUAUAUCAGAUUUUAGCGUUGAUGUAUAUUUUAUUAGUGAGGGGUAUAAAGUGGAAUCCAUUUUCUUGCAAAAAAAAAAAAAGAGCUUUUCUUCUUGCACGAAAACAUGAAUAUUUUAACAUUAAUCUUCCGUCUUGACUGGCACAUGUGUAAAAGAUGGUAUAUUAUCAUGGUAUACUCUUUAUUUUGUUUGAAUGGCUAUGUGUUCAAAAUGGCUGUUCAUAUGUCUGAGGCUUUUCGUACAACAGGUGAUCAUUAGAUAGUUUGGUUUAACAUCACAUGUCAUAAAUUCUAAACAUUGUAUUCAGGCUGUGUCAGACUUUCACCCUUUUGCUGGCAAAGGGGCUCCAUCAUACAACAGUGCCUCUUACAGCAAAAGUGUUUUAGAAGGACCAUUUAUUUUUAAUAACUAAGUCCAGUACUCAGACUCUUGUGUUAUGUCAAAUAAUUAUUUAAUAUAAGACUUAUUGCCCAUUGGAAAUACUCAACAUAUUUCUUAAGAACAGAGCAAUGUACUCCCCUCCUUACAUUGUGAAAAAAAAAGCCCAGCACUUCGAUGUAAAUUGUACUGUAUUGUACUUGUUUUUGUAUUUUCUUCUGUUAGCCGAUAGUCGAAUUUGAUGCCA